UAUGACCAAAUCUCCUCUCAUUCUCCUUCACGUCGCCGCGGUUGCUCUCGCCUUUCUGCAAUUUUCUGAUGGAAAAGUGAUGAUGGAGUACAUAGGAGCCACAGGCGUCCCAGUAAAACUCAGCUCCGUCCCAAUACUCUCCCCAGACAUCUCCUUCCACUUCAUCCUCAGCUUCGCUAUCGACGCCACCCCAUCCGGAAAGGCUAACAACGGCAAAUUUUCCCCCUAUUGGGCCUCAACCCUAACCCCAAAAUCCGUAGCACAGAUCAAAGCCCAACACCCAAAUGUCAGAGCCCUCGCCAGCCUUUCCGGGUGGAGCCUCGGUGACAAAGUCCUCCGUUGGUACAAUCCGCCCGAUCCCGAUCGUUGGAUCUCCAAUGCCGUCUCCUCCCUUACCGCCAUAGCCAAAACCUACCACCUCGAUGGAAUCGACAUCGAUUACGAGAACUUCCCGAGGAACUCGACCUUCGCGUACUGUAUCGGUGAACUAAUCUCCCGACUAAAGAAUCGACGCGUGAUCUCAGUCGCGACAAUCGCGCCAUUCUACACGACGGUUGGUCCGUACAUUGAGCUUUUCAAUCGGUACGGAGAAGUGAUCGAUUUCGUGAAUUACCAGUUCUACACCGACAAGGUUCGGAGCCCGACGGGGUAUUUGGCGGCGUUUAGGGUUCGGGCAGAGCAGUUCGAUGCUGAGAAGCUACUACCAAGCUACGAGGUGGACGGGCGAGGGAUCCAAGGGGAUGCGUUUUUUGAGGCACUGCAGUUGUUGGAGACCGAGGGGUUUGGCGUCAACGGGGUUAUGAUCUUCUCUGCUGAUGACUCUGCCAAGAAUGACUACUACUACGAGAGGAAGUCGCAGAAUUUCUUGUUAAAUUCUACUACUAGUGGCUAUUAUCGUGGGUGAUUCUUUUGUGUUUCUGUUGGGAUUUU
Molecule: messenger RNA, 930 nt
Organism: Morus notabilis
Lineage: Eukaryota; Viridiplantae; Streptophyta; Magnoliopsida; Rosales; Moraceae
Product: chitinase 2
Exons: 2
Coding region: 2-904 (300 amino acids)
Biological process (GO): carbohydrate metabolic process
Molecular function (GO): hydrolase activity, hydrolyzing O-glycosyl compounds
Source: RefSeq, a predicted model, not a curated record